This is a messenger RNA of Phodopus roborovskii (desert hamster), 849 nucleotides long. It is a transcript of the gene Pvrig, whose product is annotated as PVR related immunoglobulin domain containing. Gene Ontology annotation, cellular component: plasma membrane. The record is from RefSeq and is a predicted model, not a curated record. Gene Ontology annotation, biological process: negative regulation of T cell receptor signaling pathway. Gene Ontology annotation, molecular function: signaling receptor activity. NCBI's taxonomy places the organism in Eukaryota, Metazoa, Chordata, Mammalia, Rodentia, Cricetidae.
AUGAAAACAGGAACAUAGGUUGCCCCUGUAGCAAAUAUGGCCCAGGCUCAGGCCCUGGCUCUCUUCUCGUCCUUGCUGACCCUCUAUGUCUCUGAAGGAAGUCCCAAGGUAUGGGUGCAAGUCCAGAUGGAGGCCACCAAGCUCCUAUCCCUCUCUCUCUCUCUCUCAAUUCGCUGUGGUUUAGGAACUGACCUCAUCUCUCUGGUAACAGUGAGCUGGGAAGGAUUUGUUGAUGUCCAAAGGACCAAACUAGCUGUGUUACAUCCAGAACUUGCCACCCAGCAGUGGGUCCCUGACUCCCAGGCCAGCUGGGAAACCUCCAACAGUGUCUUCCUCACUCUGACCCUGGAACAAUCGAAAGCAAGAAACUCCCUGGCCAACACCACAUUCUGCUGCGAGUUUGUUACCUUCCCCCAUAGCUCCAGGGUUACCUGUGGAGAUCUGCAGAGCUCAGAUCCAGGACUCUCUGUUCUGACUCUUCAAGGAGACCUGGCUAGGAUCUUGGGAACUUCAGGGUUUCUCCUGCUUGGUUUCGUCUUUAUACUAUAUCUCCUGUGGUGGUGUUUCAGUAAAUCUCAGUCAUCUGCCACCAGCACCCAGGCACAGAGGCAAGCUCAGGGUUCACUGCCCUCCUGGCAGCCCAGUCCCAUCACUGCCACGCCCUUUGAAGCCUGUGCCCAAGACCUUUCUUCCUCAACCCAAGGCCUUGCACCAGGGACUAGCUACAAUGGCUGUGAGACUGAAGGGAUUGACAACAGCACCACCUACAUUCUCCUCACCCUCUCCAGCCCAGCUGUGCCUGGACCACCUGCCCCCAAGAAGAGGCUGCCUACUCCAAAGUGGGAGUGA